AUGUCCACGAUGUGCCGCCGCACUUAUACUCUAGCUACUCACACUCACACUCACACUCGCAUUCGAUCUCCUACCUAUCCUUCCUCGACAAGCUACAGUCGACCACUUCCUCGGAUAUUACCACAAAAGCAAAACAUACAACUACCACUGCAGCGAAGAUGGCGAUCUACACAUCGAGGCGGCACAAGAACAGCCCUCUUCUUUCCUGGCCAAGGCGUCCAGCGGGUGGGCAUGUUGACUCCGUGGCUCGAGGCCUUCCCUUCAACAGCAUCGCAGCUACGGGACGAGAUAGACGAGCAUAUGGGCUAUAAGCUCUCCGACAUCAUCCAGAAUGGGCCAUCCAGGCUUCUUACCGAGACACCAAAUGCGCAACCCGCCAUCAUGGCUACCUCGAUAUUUAUCUUGCGCAUUCUUGAGCGGGAGUUCAACUUUAGAGUCACCGACCACUUUGAUGUCACGCUCGGUCACUCAUUAGGCGAAUUCGCUGCUGUCGUCGCGGGCGGCUACAUCUCCUUCCAAGACAGUCUAUACCUCGUGCGCAAACGGGCGGAGGCUAUGUCUCAGGCCACAAGAAAUGCGAUCGAACAAUACGGCGGCGAAUACGGCAUGGUGGCAGUCAUUUCACACCCUGAACACAUGGCCAGUCUGAUCGAGGCAAUUCGGGAAUUUGUCGGCAUCUCGGCCGAAGACUCAGCGGACCUACCGCCUAUCGAGCAGGUGUUGAUAGCCAAUAUAAACAGCAAAAACCAGAUCGUGUUGAGUGGAAACAUUGAGCGCAUCAAGACACUUAUUGCCCAUGUCCGCCAAUUCCUUGGGUACGACCCGCGCGCCGUUCGUCUCAAGGCCGAUAGUCCGUUCCACAGCCCAAUCAUGAAGCCUGCUGUCGCUGUGAUGCGCCAGCUCCUGGAAGAGCCAAGCAAGGUCAAAGGUCGCGAGAACGAGGACAUGAUAACAUUCCCCGGGCAGUUACCGAUUGUGAGCAACGUAUCUGCGCGACCAGUCUGUUGCGAAAAGGAGCUCAAGGACUUGCUGGCUCGCGGCUGUCUGGACACAGUCCGCUGGUGGGACAGCAUCAAGUACCUUGAUCAGGAGGCGCGGAUACGGCGGUGGGUGGGCGUUGGACCAGGUAAAGUCGGUCGUAACCUUGUAGGCAAAGAAGUUGGUAUGCGCGGCAAAGAUUUGGUCAAGGGCGGAGGUGUAUGGGCCAUCACAGAUCCAUCAGAUGUCGAAGAGGUUCUGAGAGGACUGGAAGAUACUGCAGGUCUUAUGGAAGAUGACGAAUAUUCAGAGUAA
Fusarium sp. VM40 is the source of this 1293-nucleotide messenger RNA. Lineage: Eukaryota; Fungi; Ascomycota; Sordariomycetes; Hypocreales; Nectriaceae. The record is from the annotation of a GenBank genome assembly.